Messenger RNA from Daphnia carinata, 1904 nucleotides. RefSeq names its product alkaline phosphatase-like. Lineage: Eukaryota; Metazoa; Arthropoda; Branchiopoda; Diplostraca; Daphniidae. The record is from RefSeq and is a predicted model, not a curated record. The coding region runs from base 115 to 1692 and encodes 525 amino acids. Gene Ontology annotation, biological process: dephosphorylation. The transcript has 10 exons. Gene Ontology annotation, molecular function: alkaline phosphatase activity.
AAAUCGUUCCUCCUCCCUCCUGAAUUUUUUGAAAGGCCAGACGAGUAUCGAAGCCCAUAAAUAUGUCAAACAAGGGCAGCUCGGAUGGCAUAGAUCGUUGAUCUUCACUCAAGGAUGAUGUACUCCCAGAUUUUGUUGGCGACGACGUUGAUCCUGUCCUUGACGGGUGUCGCUUUCGGUGAUGGACAACACAGUGGCAGCAGAGAUCGUGCUGCAGCUAGGGCUGCUCGCCAAGCACAGCGAGCUGUUACCGAAGAUGCGGCGUAUUGGAAUCAACUUGGUCAGCAACUGCUUCUGGACGAACUGGGCAAACAGCGAAUCAAUACCCAAGCCAAAAACAUUAUUUUCUUUCUCGGCGACGGUAUGUCAAUCUCAACCGUAACGGCCGCUCGAAUCUACAAGGGACAGAAGGCAGGCAAAACCGGUGAAGAAGAGCAGCUGUACUUUGAUCGAUUUCCUUACACCGCUCUCUCAAGGACCUAUUGCACGGAUGCCCAAGUAGCCGACUCUGCCUGCUCUGCUACUGCUUACCUGUGUGGUGUCAAGACAGACACGGAUACGAUCGGAAUCGAUGCCAACGUUGAAUUUAAUAAUUGUACUACUCAAAAUGAUCCAUCCACUCACGUUGAUUCCGUCAUGGCUUGGGCUCAGGCUGCUAACAAAGGAACGGGAAUCGUGACAACUACACGCAUUACUCACGCCACACCAGCUGGAACUUACGCUCAUGUUGCCAAUCGCGAUUGGGAAGACGACUACGCGCAAUCUUUCGAUGGUGCAGACUCAAACGUUUGCGACGACAUCGCCGAACAACUCGUUCUCAAAAACCCCGGCCAAAAUUUUAAGGUCAUUUUGGGAGGUGGUCGUGCUUAUUUCACACCAAGGACUGCCACAGAUCCCGAAACCGGAGCAGCUGGUCGUCGUCGAGAUGGCAAAGAUUUGAUUGGACAGUGGACAGCUAAUCACCCGACUGGCAAAUACAUUACCACUCGCGAUGAAUUGGUUAAUCUGGAUGUUGCUGGAACUGAUUCUGUCUUCGGUUUGUUCAGCCCAUCUCACAUGGAAUACUUUUUGGAAUCCGGCACGGCCAAUAAUCCAUCAUUGGAGGAGAUGACACGGACAGCUAUCCGAAUGUUGCAAAAGGAGGCCAACGGUUAUGUUUUGCUCGUCGAAGGUGGAAGGAUCGAUCAGGCCCAUCACGACGGGCGGGCUAAAGUAGCCCUUGAAGAGGCCUUCCAGUUCGAUUUGGCCAUCGCCGCUGCUGUCAAUCUUACAGACCCAGCUGACACGCUCAUCAUCGUUACGGCAGAUCACUCACAUACCAUGACAAUCAACGGCUAUCCCGAUCGUGGCAACGACAUUCUAGGCCUAGUUGGUUAUUUGGCUUCUGAUCUGAAACCCUACACAACUCUGGGUUAUGCCAAUGGACCCGGCUAUGUUAACGGCUACGCGGGAGGAGUACGUGUUGAUUUGACCAAUGUCGAUACGACUGCUGAUACAUUCAAGCAGCCAGCGUUGGUUCCUCUUGCGUCCGAGACACACGGUGGCGAUGAUGUCGCUAUUUUCGCUCGUGGUCCUCAAGCGCAUCUUUUUCAAGGAGCCUACGAGCAACACUACAUCGCUCACGUUAUGGGAUAUGCAGCCUGUAUUGGUCCUGGCGUUAAAUUCUGCGACGUUCCGCGAAAUCGUUAUUAAAUAACUCGUUUUUAUUGAGUACCUGAACUGGAUUUUCUACAGUUAUGGCAAUUGUCCAAAUGCGCACUAACAUUUGGAAAUUGAAACACUAUCUUCGAUUGGCUUACAUCCACUAACACUAAGGUUCUUUAAGAAUUAUAUUUACCUGACCAUCAACCUCUUUCUUGAUAUUACAUGUUGUUCAGAAAUCGAAAUACAAUUAUUCAAUCGAA